AUGACGAACCCCCUGGGGGGCCCGGCGGGGGAAGGGGUGCUGGUGACGGGGCUGCACGCCUGCGGGGACCUCAGCCCGGCCCUGCUGCGGCACUUCGCCCGCAGCCCCGCCGUGGCCGCCGUCGCCUCGGUGGCUUGCUGCCACAUGAAGCUUUCCACCUCUCCGCAACCUCCCGGUUGCCUCGUUGGCUACCCGCUGAGCGCUUGGGUAGCCGGAUUACCGGGCCACGAACUUUCCUAUCGGGCGAGGGAAGGCGCCUGCCACGCGCUGGAGGAGUACGUGAGGCGCUUGGAUGGGGCCAGCGGCUCCCUGCGCGCCCACUGCUACCGCGCCGUCCUGGAGACCCUGAUCCGGGCGGCCGAUCCCGGCAAGAAACGCCCCGGGGUGCAGACGGUGAAGAAGGCUCACGCCCUCAGCUUCCCCCAGUACGCCCGGUUGGGGCUGCCCCGCGUGGGGCUGGAUCCGGCCGCCGUCCCGUUGGAUUCGGAGGCCGUGGAGGCCAUGCUGGAGCAGCAACACAAGGUGGUGGCUUUCUUCAGCCUCACCCUGCUGCUGGCUCCGCUGGUGGAGACCCUCAUCCUCCUCGACCGCUUGCUCUACCUACGGGAGCGAGGUUUCCACUGUGCCCUCGUCCCCCUCUUCGAUCCCCGCUUCUCCCCGCGCAACCUGGUGCUGGUGGCGGCGCGGACGCCCCUGGGCGCGGUGCUGUCGGGUCUGGACGAGGACAGCGACGAGGACGAGGAGGUGGCGGAGCCCCCCGGCGAGGGAUGGAACCCCCCGGCUCCCGCUGCCGGGCACGAACCGCAAUAA
Nipponia nippon (crested ibis) is the source of this 810-nucleotide messenger RNA. NCBI's taxonomy places the organism in Eukaryota, Metazoa, Chordata, Aves, Pelecaniformes, Threskiornithidae. The record is from RefSeq and is a predicted model, not a curated record.